AUGUUUCCCAUUUUGAAGAGAAAAAAUAUAGAAUUAAGUGAUACAGGGGAAGACACUCCUGAAAUAGAUUUAUUAAUAGGAGCAGAUUACCUUGGUGUAUUGCUGACGGGAUCAAUUGAACACAUUGAUAAAAAUUUAGUAGCCAUAAAAACAAAACUCGGAUGGACAGUUCAAGGUAAACAAACGAAACAGUCAAAAUCUUUGGAGAAUAUUAUUUAUGUUGCCAAUUUAGAUUUGACGGAAUUAUGGAGUCUAGAUGCCAUCGGUAUACGAGAUCCUGUAGAAAUUAAAUCAAGGCAAGUAGCCGAUGAAGAAACAGUUGAAUUUUUCCGUAAAACUAUUAAGAGAAAUGAAGACAAGAGAUAUGAAGUAUGUUUGCCGUGGAAAAGUGGAUAUCCAGAGUUAGAAAGCAACAAAGAAUUAGCCACUAAGCGUUUGAUGUCAACUACAAAAAAUCUUAUUCGAUCAGAACAUUUAAGUGAAUAUGAUGAUGUGUUUAAUGAGUGGAUUCGAGAGGGAAUUAUCGAAAUUGUAAAUGAAGAUAAGAAUAAAGGACAUUAUUUACCUCAUCAUCCUGUAAUAAAGACUGGAGAUACAACUACAAAGAUUCGCCCUUUUUCGAUGCCUCAGCAAAAGACUCUAAAAGAAAUUGCUUGA
This is a messenger RNA of Argiope bruennichi, 657 nucleotides long. RefSeq lists its product as uncharacterized. Lineage: Eukaryota; Metazoa; Arthropoda; Arachnida; Araneae; Araneidae. The record is from RefSeq and is a predicted model, not a curated record. Bases 1 to 657 code for a protein of 218 amino acids. The transcript has a single exon.